Molecule: messenger RNA, 2312 nt
Organism: Amphimedon queenslandica
Lineage: Eukaryota; Metazoa; Porifera; Demospongiae; Haplosclerida; Niphatidae
Product: pollen-specific leucine-rich repeat extensin-like protein 1
Exons: 9
Coding region: 223-2166 (647 amino acids)
Cellular component (GO): membrane
Source: RefSeq, a predicted model, not a curated record
AAGGAGAGAGAUUCACUGAGCAUUAAAUAAGUAAAUAAUUCAAUAAUAUAAUUAUUGUUAUAAGUAUUGUAAUACUUAGUCUUUGCUUUAUCUCUCGGUCCUGCUUCUAUUAGCAUUCAUAAUCUUCUCUAGCUAUCCAUAGGUGUGAUUAUUGAUUAGUCUAGGGCGUGGCAGAUCUCUGCUGCAUGCAGCAUCUACAGUUGACGCCCUGUUUGGUUUGUUAUGCUCAUGAAGAUGAGUUUGUUGAGUGUUCUGGCCUCCUUCUUGACACUGGUCUACGUUGCUAACGCUCAAGGACGUGGAACAGUUAGACUCUACAGCAACAACUCCACCUCAUCAACACUAACUGCUGGAAUAGUCCAGAUAUACUAUGGUCAUUCCACUGGUACAAACACAUGGGGCAAUAUCUGUGAGGACGAUUCAUUUGGUCACAACGAAGCUGACGUCAUUUGUAACCAGCUGGGAUAUGACGGAGCUUCAACUUUUGGCAAAGCAGGAAGCACAACAAUGUAUGGGACUGAUUCCCUUCACACAAUUAUUGAUGAUGUUACCUGUUCUGAUGAUGAUUUCUUAACACUCCAACAGUGUAGCUUUGAUACUACAAUCUCAAGUACAUGUGGUGAUUCUAAUGAUGCCUUUGUUGUCUGCUAUACUACUAGAAUCUGGGAUGCUCCUUAUUCUGGACAGAUACGUUUGCAAAAUGGAACUAAUUCAAGUUAUGGUAGACUGGAAGUAUAUUGUAAUGGACAGUGGGGUACAGUAUGUGAUGAUAGCUUUGGCUCAACUGAUGCUAGAGUUGCCUGCCGUCAGUUAGGAUACAGUGAUUCUUAUACAUAUACCAGCACUGAUGAUCUUGGUGGUUCUGACACUCAGGCUAUCUGGUUAAGUAAUAUUGACUGCAGUACUGAUUCAGAGAGCUGCUUUGCUUAUUGUGCUCACUGCCCUAGAGCUGAGAAUCAACCAUCACAGUGCUCACACAGUCAAGACAUAUCAUUAGGCUGUCAGUUUAAUCCUGACUAUCCAGUCCCCAGUAAUACCCUGGAGACUUGCAGAUAUGCUGAUGAUAUUGCUUCAACCAUUAAUGACCUUGCUGCCAUCAUUGGAGGAGUAGUUGCAGUUUUUAUUGUAUGCUGUAUCCUCAUAAUAACAAUACCAUUGUGUGUAUGUUGCUGUUUGGGUGUUGGAGUGGGAGCUUUAAUAGGAGGAAGUACAAGGAGGACAGGACCACAACAAACUCCAGCAGCCAUUGAAGCUGGAGCUGGCUUAUCAAAUACAAGAAAAAGUAAUCCAUUAUCAGGAACACAUCCUCCACCUUCAGGUGGGCAAAAGGAAAGACUUCCGGCUCAAAAGAAAAACCCUCCAACACAGAAAGUCACCAAACAAAAACCUGAGGAUGAUAUUACAAUGCAAGUAUGUGAACCAUAUGCUCUUCACAAAACAUCUCCUGGUGCUUUUAAUGAUGAAAGUCCAGCUCCACAAGAAGAACUACCUCCUCCAAUCGAAGAAGUACCUCCUCCAAUAUCUCCCCCUGAAGAAGAAAUUACUGUUGCUGUAAAAGAAGAAGUUCCACAAGAAGAAAGUCCUCCUCCUCCUCCACAAGAAGAAGAAAUACAAGAAAUUUCUCCUCCAAAAGAAGAAAGUCCUCCUCCGCAAGAUGAAGAUGAAGUACCUCCUCAAGAAGAAAAUGAACUACCUCCUCCAGAAGUACCUUCUCAACAUGAAGUAUCUCCUCCUCCUUCACAGGAUGAAGUACCUCCCCCAGAAGAUAAUGGUGUACCUCCUCAAGAUGAGGCACCUUCUGAAGACCAAGUACCUCCUCCUCCACAAGACGAAGCUUCUCCACAAGAUGAUGAAGUAUCUCCUCCACAAGACAAAGCUUCUCCACAAGAUGAUGAAGUAUCUCCUCCACAAGAUGAAUCUUCUCCACAAGACAAUGAAGUACAUGUACCUCCUACACAAGAUGAUGAAGUAUCUCCUCCACAAGAUGAUGAAGUAUCUCCUCCACAAGAUGUUUCUCCAGAAGGAGUAAGUAGUCCUGAAGUACAAGAGGUUCCUACAGCUGCUGCUGCUCCACAAGAAGAGAUACCUCAAGAGGAAGAGCCUGCGCAACAAGAAAAUUCUACACUGCAAGAGAACGAAGAAGAGCAACCCCCCACAGAGAUAUAGAACUAGCCUCCUCAGUUUCGCUCAGUUUUAACAAGCUGCUUUGUGUAGAUAGUACAUCGAAAUAUCAUUAUAGUUUAGGUUCCAAUUUUAUAAUGAUUUUACAUUUAUGUUAGUGUUAUUUUUAUAGCAUAGAAUUAUUAUUUUCU